CCAGACUGUCAUCUGCAGGUCACCACCAUGCCCGCUGAUUCUGCUGACGGUCCCGGACAGCACCAAUGAGAUAAUGUCAUUCCAGAGAGAUCCGAGCUAAAGCCCCCCUUUCUGUGGGACAGGUAUAUAUAGACGGGACGGCGGGAGUGGUGGGUCACUCGCCACCGGGGCUCAUCUUCUAUCCUGCUGCCUCCGUCUUUCCACGCUCUCCUUCUCGCUCGCUCGCUCACUCCUCACAAGCCUGAAUUCUGUCCCAAACCGCCGUGAUCCCUGAGCCCAAGCCCAGCCAGACACUAUGGAUAUAGCGAUCCAGCACCCCUGGUUCAGACGCGGCCCGGGACCCCUGUACCCCACCCGCCUCUUCGACCAGUUCUUCGGGGAGGGCAUGUUCGAUUAUGACUGCUUCCCCUACAUGGCCCCCACCAUCAGCCCUUACUACAGACAGACUCUCUUCCGGAACUUUCUGGAAUCCUCCAACUCCGGCAUCUCUGAGGUGAGGUCCGACAGGGACAAGUUCACUGUUCACCUGGACGUGAAGCACUUUUCCCCCGAUGAGCUCAGUGUCAAGGUGGUGGAUGACUAUGUUGAGAUCCAGGGCAAACAUGGAGAGAGACAGGAUGACCACGGCUACAUCUCCCGUGAGUUCCAUCGCCGUUACCGCAUGCCCUCGAGUGUGGACCAGUUGGCCGUCAUCUGCACGCUGUCCUCCGACGGCCUCCUGACCUUCUGCGGACCCAAGGUCUCCACGGGAACGGACUCCAACCGCAGUGACCGCAAUGUCCCAGUCACCCGUGAGGACAAGGCCAACCCCGCUCCGCCUUCCUCUUAA
This is a messenger RNA of Anguilla anguilla (European eel), 829 nucleotides long. It is a transcript of the gene cryaa, whose product is annotated as crystallin, alpha A. The coding region runs from base 296 to 829 and encodes 177 amino acids. Gene Ontology annotation, molecular function: protein folding chaperone; structural constituent of eye lens. Gene Ontology annotation, biological process: lens development in camera-type eye; protein refolding; response to heat. NCBI's taxonomy places the organism in Eukaryota, Metazoa, Chordata, Actinopteri, Anguilliformes, Anguillidae. The transcript is spliced from 3 exons. The record is from RefSeq and is a predicted model, not a curated record.